UUGGUGUAGUUGCACAGGAAGUAACAUUGCGCACCAAUCAUCUAGCGUGCUUUCCUUAUCUCUACCACCUCCAGCCAAGCCUGGCAAUCAUCCCAUCCCACAACAUUUACCCCCAGGGUUUGCGAGUAGAUCUAUUUCCGCGGCAGAUAAGCGUGCGUACGGGAUAUGCUUGACUGCGUCAUUGGACAAGCCACAUGGGAGCUUUCGAUAUGUACCUUAGUUAUCCGCAUCAUGCUGUCUUCUAUUUACUCUCGUUGAUACUUCGUUCAAAUCUAUAGCCAUGGCUUCUGAUGAAGAAAACGGACACGAACGUACCCCUCUCCUCCGCCAAACCCGACUAUCCCAUCUCCAACAUGAACAAGACGAAGAAGCAUCCUCAAUCAUCGCAUCCACCGUGACGAAAGAAGAACAGCAAUUAGCAGAAAGUCCAGUCGGAGAACGAUUACCGUAUAACGAUUACACGACAAUCGACUGGCUACACGAUUUGGUCAAGGACUCAUACCGCUACCGCACCCUCCAUUCCCACCCCGGUCUGCGCUUCAAACUGCUCACCCUCCUCGACGCUUCCUCGGGCUGGCUCGCUGUCGUCGUAAUCGGCGCACUGACGGCAUGUAUCGCUUUCCUUGUCGAUGUCGCAGUGGUGACUGUUUCGGACUGGAAAAUCGGGUAUUGCUCUGGCCGUUUCUUGCGGAAUAGGGAUAAUUGCUGUGUCGCCGCUGAGAAGAGUUCGUUGAUAAGAUUGUUGACAAAAGAAGGGGUGGAAGAAUGUGCAGAUUGGAAAGUCUGGAGCAAUGAUUACAAGAGCAGUUUUGCAAUUUACGUGGCCAUGGCAGUGGCCUUUGGAGUCAUAAGUUCGAGCUUAACCAUGUUGACUCGGUCUACCCUCCCAUCCACCUCAUCCUCCCAAUCCACAAAGAACGCAAGCAACGGCCACACCACCUCGUCCUCUUCUACCUCUCCCGCCUCCGACGCACCCACCCCAACUCCAGCGGGCAAAGUAAUGUAUCUAGCCUCCGGAUCCGGCAUCCCGGAGAUAAAAACUAUCCUCUCCGGCUUCUCGAUCCCCUCCUUCCUCUCCCUGCCCGUCUUGAUCGUAAAAUCUCUCGGCGCAAUUUUCGCCGUAUCCUCAUCCCUUUGUCUCGGAAAAGAAGGUCCCUUCGUCCACGUAUCCACCUGCGUCGGCCACCUAGUCGGGCGUCUAAUCCCCAAAUACGCGUCCAAUGGCCGUAAGAUGCGGGAGCUGCUCAGCGCGGCAUGUUCGGCUGGUUUGUCAGUGGCAUUUGGCGCGCCGAUUGGAGGCGUGUUAUUUAGUUACGAGGAGAUCAGUACGUAUUUCCCGAGAAAAGUGCUGUGGAGGGCUUUUCUGUGUAGUCUCACUGCGGCGAUGGUGUUGAAGGAACUCAAUCCGACGGGGACGGGGAAAUUGGUGCUUUUUGAAUCAAGGUUCGGGGAUGAGUAUCAGGUUAUUCAUUACUUUGUUUUCGUGCUGCUGGGUGUAGCGGGCGGUAUCUUCGGAGGUCUAUUUUGCAAGUUCAAUUUCCUUUGGUCGAAGUGGUUUAGGGCUUUUGGCGUUAUCAAGAAAUAUCCUGUGCUGGAGGUUGCGCUUGUGGUACUUGCCACGGCGUUGAUUCAGUAUCCUAAUCCGUUGACGCGCGAGCCGGGGGAUGUCAUUAUCAAGAAUUUGCUGGUAGAUUGUGGGGAUGAUGGAUCUCGCUGGUCUUGGGUUUGUCGGAAUGAGAGGGCUGCUAUGGAAGAGGGAACGACGAAUUGGGAGUAUGUUGGUUGGUUGACGUAUGGGACGUUGGCUAAACUCGUUCUUACUACUAUCACGUUUGGUAUCAAGGUCCCGUCUGGCGUCAUCAUUCCUGCCCUGGAUGCGGGUGCUUUCUUUGGGAGGCUGGUUGGUCAGGCUAUCGGUUCGAUCAGUCCGGGUAUCUUCGCCAUGGUGGGCGCUGCUGCAUUUCUGGCAGGUGUGUCUCGGAUGACCAUCUCCCUUGCUGUUAUAAUGUUCGAACUCACAGGCCAGCUCUCUUACACCGUCCCGUCCAUGCUCGCCAUCCUAACCGCAAAAUGGGUAGCCGACGCGAUCUCCUCGGAAGGCGUCUACGACCUCGCUCAAUCCCUCCUUUCCCAUCCUUUCCUCGACCCAGAUACCGCUCUAUCCAUCGUCCGCCGCCACAAAGCCUGCGUUGCGGUCCUCAUCCCGCCUCAGCGCACCAUGGCUGACAUCACCGUCCACGUACCCACAAGCAAUAAAGUAACAUUGAGUUUGCUGAAAGAAAAGCUCGAUGCGUUGAGAGAACGGGGUCUCAUGGACGCGGGCCUUGUUCUAGUACAGAAGAAUCAUGGUGGCAUCGAAGUGCUGCAGGGCUAUAUAUCGCAGUCGGAGCUUGAAUUUGGAUUGACGAAACUCGUUCCUGGUGUGCUUGCGUCGACGCAGGAAGAAGAUGUUCAGGUUAGGUUGUUGGGUCAGGAGAUUGAUGAGCCGACGAGUCCGAUGAGCUUGGAGAUGGAUUUGACGCCAUUUGUGGAUCGGACGCCAUUGAGCAUCUGUGCGAAAGCACCUCUGGAAUAUGCUGUCGAGAUGUUCUCCAAGUUGGGUUUGAGAUAUCUUAUGGUGACAAAGGAGGGUACAGGACAACUGGUGGGUGUGAUAAUCAAGAAACGGCUCGUAGGCUACCUUGAACACCUGAGGGAACAUGGCGAAGGAGAUUAGUAUGACGUGAUCAGUAUGCGCAGAAUACAACGUUUAGUGGACAAUAUUUGAUUAUAGCAUCUUUUCGCUAACAAGAAGCUGAGACGCCUGCCAUGUCUGUCUAGUCACUUUCGC
Molecule: messenger RNA, 2830 nt
Organism: Alternaria rosae
Lineage: Eukaryota; Fungi; Ascomycota; Dothideomycetes; Pleosporales; Pleosporaceae
Product: chloride channel
Exons: 3
Coding region: 281-2716 (811 amino acids)
Biological process (GO): transmembrane transport; chloride transport
Cellular component (GO): membrane; early endosome; Golgi apparatus
Molecular function (GO): voltage-gated chloride channel activity
Source: RefSeq, a predicted model, not a curated record